GGAGGCGGGCCCGCGCCCGAAGAGAUGGCCAACAUCGUGCUGGUCACCGAGGACAUCGCGCCGGCUCUGUUCCAGAAGCCCCCUCCGCCGAAACCUCGCGGCGACCGGGAGCGCCGGGAAGAGCGUGGCGACCGCCGAGACGGCGACAGGCGCAGCGGCGCGCGGGACAAGCCGGCGAGGGAGGCCGAGCAAGCGGCCCACGCCAUCGAGGAGGCCGUCCACGCUCAGGCCGCCGCCAUGGCCGCCGAGAAGACGGCGGCCGCCCAGGCGUCCGCGGAGGAGCAGAUGCAUCUGGAGAGCCUCGUGAAUUUCGUGGCCUUCAACAAGCGCGAGCAGAUCAAGGUCUUCCUGCCCGACGACGAGUUCGUGCCCCGGCCGCCCCCGACGCCCGCCAAGGCGCCGGUCACCUGGGCGCCCAGGGAGGCGUCGAGAGGGAAGGAAGACGCCACCUCCGACCGGGCGAACAAGGAGGCGCAGAUGGUCCUGCGCGGGGCGCUCCUCUCCCCGAAGAGCGGGGCCAUGGUGGCGCUCGGGCUCCACUCGCAGCUGAUGGAUCUGGAGAUUGCUGUCAACCGUGUCACGUUUGAGUUGAUGGUGAACGCGUGCGUCCAGGCCAAGACGCUGCAGGCGGCCAGCGACCUCCUGAUGAGCAUGGAGGCCGCUGGGCACACGCCGAGCAACGAGCUCCUGGACCAGGUCAUGGAGCUGUACCUGUUGCACAAGAGCGACGAGCCCGCGAGGAAGAAGGCGGAGGCUGAGGCCGCGAAGGCCGAGGCCGAAGCCGCCGCCGCGCAGGCAGCGGCGGCGCCGCCGGCGCCCGCAGCCGCGGCGUCCGCCGCGGCCGCGCCCAUCGGCGGGCGGGAGGCCGCGCUCGGCUUCGAGCUCGCUGGCGUCGCCCCCGCCGCCAACGCCAACCCUCCGCCGCCGCCGCCCGGGCCGCCGCCGCUGGACAUGAUAGCACCGUGCUCUGGGGCGGCGAUGUCGCAGCCCCUUCCGGCGAUGCAGCACCAGCCGCUCGUGCUCGCCGGCGGGCCGCCCAGGCCCGGCGGCUUCGUGCAGAACCCCGGCGGCGUCGCCGGCGGGUCCUGGGACCCCGGGUAUUCCGUGCCGUCGAUGGACGGCAUGGGACGGGCUGCCAGGUGGCCAGUGGCGACCGCGCCGGAGGUGGGGAAGGAUGACCUGCCGGUCUUUAGCAUUCCGGAGGAGUUCUCGACGAUCGAGGAGAAGGCCACCGCGAGCAAGGAGGCCCCGGGCGGCGGCGAGGCGGGCGAGGACGGGGCCCUGGCCGGCCACGCCGGCGGGACCUUCAACCCGGACGCCGCGGAGUUCGUGCCGGGCGGCAUCGGCCAGGCUCGCGUCGUGCCCGCUCCCGAGGAAGCCCUGCCAAUACAAGGCGCCACCCGCCGGGACGGCUUCGAGGCGAACGGCUACGGCGGCAUCUCCGCGUCCGCCAAUUUGGCCAUGGCCAUGGGCAGGGGUGCCGACGCCGCGGCCUACGGCUUCGGCGGCGGUGGCUACGACUACGGCCGGGAGGGGGCCGCCUACGGCCACGCGGGGAGCUCGCUGGACAUGCGCAUGUCGGCGGCAGAGAUCGGGCACAACGUGUGGGGCGGCUCCUUCGAGGCCAGCUCCGAGUACGGCUACGCGCAGAAUCGGGGCGGCCCCGGCGCGGACGGCUACGGCAACCCUUUUUUGAGCGACCAGCUCCAGGACGGCUACGGCAGUGACAGCCAGUGGGACAUGCUCGGUCAGGCCCUCUGGCAGUUCACCAUGGACCGGUUCCGCGGCCAGGAAGGGGAACAGCCGCUGCUGGCGAAGGACAAGAUCCUGGAGCCUGUCCUGAGGACCCCGUUCGGGCUCAGGAGCGGCUCUGGCCUGCGGGCCGCUCCCGAGGCCCAGGAGUACGACCGCUACGCGCCCUACGGCACCAUCGACAUGCGCGAGCUGUUUCUCCUGAUCAGGGAUCUGGGCUUCGACGUGUCGAAAUCCGCCGACGAGGUAAAGAAGUUCGACAGGACUGAGGGGAACUCAGACGACAAGCUGGACUUCCACGAGUUCUGCAGCUUCGUCGAGAGCUACAUGCAGAGGGACCACGUGCAGAGCAAGUAUAAGCCUGAUGAGCCGGAGGACCCGACGGGAGGACCCCAUGCCGGAAGAUCUGAAAAACGACGAUUGGCCUACGCAGCAGAGGACCGAAAGUGA
This is a messenger RNA of Prorocentrum cordatum, 2202 nucleotides long. NCBI's taxonomy places the organism in Eukaryota, Dinophyceae, Prorocentrales, Prorocentraceae. The record is from the annotation of a GenBank genome assembly.